GAGGCGCCGUGCUUUUUGCGGCCGCCGAUCUGUUAUUUCAGCGGCAAAGGGCUGCCGUGUGCGCUGUCACACGCCUCGGACAGCACCGCGGCCCAUUGUUACGCCACGAUUGCGGCCCGCCGACACAUUGGUACCGAGCCCAAACCAUGAACAGCCUGGUGGCAUAGUAACAGCAAAGUACUGAGCGUCCGCGGGCAUAAGGAAGGAGCCAACGCCGGGCACGCACAACAACGACCGGAUGCCGUCGCCGAGCAUGAGCGCGUCGCGCACGCCGUCGCGCGCCGUCGGCCGCCUCUUUGGUCUGGACGCCUCGCAGCCGCGGCACCAGGCUCCUCCUGUUGAUGACGACUGGGACGACGACCACGACGAAGACGCCUUCUACGAGAGUACACGAAGGCGGAGCGACGCGUCGCGGUCGGCGUCGCGGUCGCGCACGCCGCGCCGGUCCCUCAGUCGACGAAGGAGGUCGUCGGCCACGCAGUCGCCCAACGUCCUGAGGGAGCCACAUAAAGCACACAGCAAGACGUGGCGGCCGCCCGGCGCCGCCCACGCUUCCCAGAGGACGCUGCCGCCCGCGCCAUCUAGAACUGAGGGACGGCCCCUGACCUUCGACGUCGACGCGCUGCAGAAGGACCACGCCAUCAUUGUCGAUCAAGUGAUUGAGCAAUUAACGCGGGGCAACGCCCUGAGCGUGUCUUCCUUAACAUUAGCGGAACCUCAAAAAUUCGGCGCGGUCUACGACCGCCUCCAGGCGGAGCUCGAGCGGGUCCUCGAUAGUAGGGAGGACAGCACGCCGGCGGACGCCGCGCGGUCGCGCGACGUGCAGCACAUCGUCUCCAUCCUCUUUUCUUUAGUGGAACACGAGCGGUCUUCAUUUUUAUUCUCGAUGUCUUCAUUAAGGGAGACGGUCAAGCGGCGCGAGGGCCGGCUGGCGGCUAGAGCAUCGUCCGAACUGUCGCAGGGGCUCCAGCGGCGCCUGAACGCCGGCGCGGCGCUCCUCACGGCGUUGACGCGCGUCGCGUUGGAAGAAAGGCCGACGCGCCGGGCCUGGAGCAAGUGGCGCUUGUAUACCGCACAAAGCAUCAGCGCGUCACGGUGCGCUGCUUUAGAGACGGCAUUGAGGUUCGCCGCGGGCCAGUCCGAGGAGGCCGCGCUGCGGGAGCAGGAAGCGCGCGAAAAACUUUUGAAGCGCGUCGCGAGUCGGUGGCUGAACAUGGAGAAGCACGGCAUCUUUGACCGGUGGAACGAGUGGCGCCGGGAACGAGUCUACGUGAGGCAGCUGGCUAAAAGAGUUCUGGGGCGGAUGAUGCACGGGAAAGUGGCCUCAGCACUAGCGUCGUGGGUGAGGAUGGUGCAGGUGUGCAAGGAGGAGGAAUCGGAGAAGAAGCGCCAGGAGGUCAUCCUCCAAAGAGUAAGGGCGAAGUGGCUCCUUGGCUCGUUAUCAAGAGUCAUGAACCGGUGGUGCGAGAUGGUCUCCGAAAGGAAGCACAUGCGUCGACUCGUGAAGAAGGUCAUCGGCCAGCUCAUGAACGGGUUGAGCGGGAGUGCCUUCCGGACGUGGACGUGCAACGUGACGGAAAUGAAGGCCCAGGAGGAGGAGGCCAAGCGCCAGGCCGUCAUUUUUGAGAGGAUACGCAAGAGGUGGCUCAACCAGACGACGGGCGCGGCCUACCGGUCCUGGCUCGAGUUCGUGUAUGAAAGGAAGCGCAUCCGAGGUCUCGUGAACAAGGUGGUAGGGCAGCUCAUGCACGGUUUGGAAAGUUCCGCGUUCCGAGCUUGGUUGGAGAACAUGAAGGCCAUGGACGAAGCAAAAGAGGAGGAGCAGCGCAUGCAGCGGAUCCUGGACAAGGUCCGGCGGAACUGGCUGAUGGCCGGCGUGAACAGCGCGUUCCGGCGGUGGAACGAGUAUCGGGGCGAGCGGCGGCAACUGCGCAAACUGGCCACAAAAACGAUCCAGCAGAUGUUGAAUAAUCGCGUGCUGCCAGCAUUUAAAGAGUGGGUCAAUAAGGUCGAAUUGUUUAAGCGGGCGGAUUAUCUGAUGCGCAAGGUGAUGGGGCAGUUAUUACAUGGGCUGACCGGGUCCGGGUUCCGGUCGUGGUGUGGCGUCAUUACUCAAAUGAAGCAAGAGGAACACGAGGCGCAGCUUGAGAAGUGUCGCCGGCUCGAAGCCCAACUCCAAGAGAAAGAGGACGAAAUGCAGGCCAUCGAGCAGGCGAGGAUCCAAAGUUUGAUGAGCCGCGUCGCUCUACGCCUAAAGAACGGCGGCUUACUGAAAGUAUGGGCGCGCUGGGAGGAGCUCGUCUACGACCGUAAAUUGAUGAGGAAGGUCGUCGGUCAAUUGCUACACGGGUUGACUGGUGUUGCCUUCCGGUCGUGGUUUGCGUUCGUCGAAGAGCAGGAGCGAGCAGAACAGGAAGCGGCGCGGCACGACGCGAUCUGCGCCAAGUUCGUCGCGCGCAUGCGCCUCGUCUCCGCCUCGAAAGCCUUAAAUUCCUGGCGCGAGAACGCGCACGAGCGGAAAAGAUUAAGGCGCCUCAUGCAGCACGUCCUGACGCGAUUGAUGAAAGGCAGGCUCGUGCCCUCACUAAGUCAGUGGCGCGCCGCCGCGACGGCGCUGCGAUUGGAGGCGCGCGAGAAGGAACGGCAACAAAAGCUCCUCGACCGCAUGCGCCGGCGCAUGCAACACAAGUGCAUCUUCUCGGCGCUCCUCGCCUGGGACCACUUCGUGGGCGAGCGGAAAAGAUUAAGGGCCCUCGCGCUGCACGUCCUGAACCGCUUGUCGCGGGGCAAGGUCGUUUUGGCUGUAGAUAGGUGGCGCGCGGUUUUACGAGAGGAGAAGCAAAACGAGCUGAAACACGACCGAGUCGAAAAGUUGAUGCGGCGCGUCGCGCUCCGUCUAAAAAACGCGGGCUUCGUCAAGGUCUGGGGCGCCUGGGAGGAGUUCGUCUGGCAGCGGCGGACGCUGCGGGCGCUCACUCACAGAUUUAUCGACGGCAAGGUCGCGGCGGCGCUAUUCACCUGGAGGGAGGAACGGCGCUGCGGGAUCAUUCUCGAGAGGUUCGGAAGGCGGCUGCGGUUCGCUUGUGUCUCCAAAGCAUUAACGACGUGGAUUCUUUAUAGAAGAGAGCGGAAACGCGUGCGCGCGCUCAUGACGCACAUCCUGGUCACGCUCAAGCAUGCCUUAGCGCACAAGGCCUUCGGGACCUGGCUCGCCUACGAACAUGAGGAGCGGCGGCUCGAGAAUGUGGGAAAGCGGGUCCUCGUCAUGCUGACGCGCGGCUGCCUUUUAAGGUGCUUCCACGCCUUGCAGGCGGAGCGCGAUGAAAGGAGGAGGUUGAGGGAAAUUGUGAAGAGAGCCGUGCGCCAGAUGCGCCAGGGCAAGCUGGGUUUGGGUUGGCGGUGCUGGCGCGAGGUUGUGGUCCAAGGUCGACUCCUGGGCGACGUCGGCGCGCGGCGCCUGGCGCUCAUGCGCGUUUGUAGGUUUGUGCGCCAUUCUCUAGUCGUGAGCUUUUCCACGUGGCGGCGGGGCAGCACGUUGCUCGUCUCGCACGCUUACGAGGACUACAAAAUGAGGGACGAGCACUGGCGCGAGAAGCGAGCUCUACAAAUGUGGACGGACAACGUCGCGGGGCGGUGCUUCGAUACUUGGAGGGAGGUAAUCCGGACGGAGAAGAGGGAGCGCGUGGCCCUCUACCGCCACUCACUAAGAGUGAACAAGCGCGUCCGCCUCGACAUCUUCACGAAGUGGGAUCGCAUGCGACGGGACCGGCGGCUCGCGCGGUCCGUGCUGAGUAGGAUGAUCCACGUCGCUGUUGAUGGUACCACAAGAGCAGCAAUAGAUAUCUGGCGGGACCAGGCCUUUGAUAUGCGGCGGCACGAGGCCGUGUUGGAUAGAACCAGAAGGCGGUGGCUCCACCGGACGGCCACGAAGUCCUUUGAGCGGUGGCGCGAGUACGUUUUAGUGAGGAAGCACGUGAAGACCGUGGCGCUCCACGUCCUCCAGCGCCUCGCGCACAGCAACGCGGCGCCGGCGUUUAUUCAGUGGCGCGACCAGACGCGGCGUUUGGCCCAUUGCGACCACCUGGUCGGAAGUGCCUUGGCGCGCAUGCGCCACGCCUGCGCAGCUAGAGCUUUCGUGGGGUGGGUGCACCGCUGGGAGGAAUCGAAGAGGCGGACCGACCUCCUGACGCACAUUGUGAUGAAAUUACUACAUGCGAAGCUGGCGCCGGGCUUCCGGAAGCUCGUGGCUUGGGCCUUGGAUUACGAUAGGCGCGCGCUCGCGCGGGAGCGCACAGAUAGGUUACUGCGGCGCGUCGUCGCCGUCUUCGAGCACACGCGAUUGAACGAAGGGCUCAACGGCUGGAAGCGGUUCACUUUCUUGAGGAGGGAGGCCGAGGAGAAACAGGUAAGGCAGGACGUCAUCCUGGACAGAUGUAGAAGGCGCCUGCGCCACUCGCUGCUCGGAAGGUCGUACAACCAGUGGGUCUUCUACAAGCGGGACCGGAAGCGCCUCCGGACGCUGGCGCGGAGGAUAGUAAAACAGUUCUACAACAACGAGACCUGGCCGGCCCUGAACACGUGGAAGGCCUUUGUCGUGCGGCAGCGGUCCUUAGAACGGCUCAUGCAUAAAGUAAUCGGGCAGCUGCAGCACCGGCUCACGAGUACGAGCUGGAGGACCUGGACCACGACCGUACGAAGGGCGGUCCGCUACGAGACCAUAAUCGAUAGAUCCAGAAGGAAGUGGCUCUACCACGCGCAAGCCAAAGCUCUCACGGCGUGGUGCUUCAUGGUCUCGGAGCGCCAGCGGCUGCGGAACCUCGUGAAGAAGGCCUUCUACCGCAUGCGGGCGUCGAAGUUAGGUAGAGGCUUCCGGACGUGGGCGCGCAUCGUCGAAGCGGGCCGCACGACUUUAGUGAGGGACGCGGCAGCAUCAGCAAAGACGGCGGCGCGCUACUGGUUCGACGCGGCCGAAUUAAGGAGCGAGCACGUGUUGCGGCGGAACGCGUUUGGGGCGUUCAAGCAGCUGAGGAGGCGGCGCGCGCAGAAUCGAUUGAGAGCCGCGCGGUGGGCGCGGGCGUUGAAGAGGCGGCGGACGCGGGGCGUCUUCGAGAACUGGAGAAGGUACGGUAAACUAAGGAUGCUGCAGGUGCCGGGGAAGUUAAGGGCGGCCUUGAGGGUGGCGCACGACGAGUGCGCGCGGCAAUUAAGGAGGGGCUUUUCCAUCUGGUUGCACGGCGUGGACGUGGCGAAAUUGGAGGAGGCGAGAAAAGCGGCGCAGGGCGCGUCGCGGCUGCAGCGCCUCGACAAGGCAUUGGUGGCCAUCGAAUACACGCAGUAUCAGUUGGUAAGGAAGGUCUUCGUGGCGUGGACCGACGUCUUCCUCCACCGGAAGCGGAGCGGGCGCCUGACGUCCUUCGUGGGGGUCGCGCUGGCCCGCGCGACGAUGAUCAAGGCGUACCACGCCUGGGGCCGCUACGUCGAGAGCCACCGCCGCGUGCGCCGCACGCUCAAGACGCUCUCGACGCGCAAGCACGCGACGAACUGUUUUCGGGCCUUCGGCCGCUGGCACGCCUACUCGGCGUCGCUGCCGGCCGUCGGCGCGGACUUCGUCGCGGGCUUCGCCGUGCCGCCUCCGCCCUGCGACGACUCCGACGAGGACGUGACGCUCACGCCGCCGCCGCCGCCUUCUGGAUUGUUCUCUUCCGGUCCAUCCUACGCGUCGACGCCGACGGCCGCGCAGCCGUACUUCGACGACGAUCCGGCAGCUGGCGCGACGCUCUACGAGAGCCCGGUCGGGCGCGCGGUGGAGUACUAGAGACGCGUCGACGCCGACGGCCGCGCAGCCGUUCACUUCGACGACGACCCGGCAGCUGGCGCGACGCUCUACGAGAGCCCGGUCGGGCGCGCGGUGGAGUACUAGAGAUGUAAUAC
Pelagomonas calceolata is the source of this 5931-nucleotide messenger RNA. The record is from the annotation of a GenBank genome assembly. Lineage: Eukaryota; Pelagophyceae; Pelagomonadales; Pelagomonadaceae.